This is a messenger RNA of Drosophila suzukii, 5149 nucleotides long. The record is from RefSeq and is a predicted model, not a curated record. Lineage: Eukaryota; Metazoa; Arthropoda; Insecta; Diptera; Drosophilidae.
UGUUUAGCAGCUGGUAGUUAACCAUCUGCAGGUCCGCCAUAUUAACUCUUGUUUUUAAAAUUUAAAUAAAUCGAAAUAACUGGAAUAUAUGCUAACUGCUAUUUAUAUAACAUAUGAUUUCCAUUUGAGUAUUCAACUUAUGUUAAAUAGUGAAAGUAUUUUGCAGUCUUAAACAUCUCCAUAAUAAAUAUAACUAGGAUCUAUUCGACUAAGGCUGUUACCUAAGAUGGGGGACCGUGACAUCCCGACCGUACCUGUAACAACUUUAGCUGGUUUAACCAGCACUUCUGAUUUGCUUAGCGAGUUACCAGUGUCAGAUUCGCUUCGGAGUGCAGCGUCCUUAAACAAGUCUCUACUCUUCCAUGCUUUGGUGGCUAACGAAUCGAAUAAUUUACUUUCUGUGCGUGAUGAAAAUCUCGUUCGACAAUUGGUUACUGCCAUUGAAAGAACUAACUCUGACAAUAUAGAGUUAAAAUCACAUUACUUAAUUGAAGAACAAGAAGCUCGCAAUGAUUCUUGUCCAGAGUUACUUCAGGGAAUUUACAAUUUUCGCCCAGCGGUAUUUAACACUUCAUUAACUAUAAACUCUCCUGACCAACAUACUUGCAAUUCCUACCUAAUACCAGGAUGUAAUACAUCUAAGUUGUCAAAUUUAAACGAAGGUCUAUUGCAGAAGGAAUGUCAUCAGACAUGCAUUACCCAGUUUACCAGUAAGACUACAGGAGAAAUGUCAGAAGAAUUUUUACAAUUAAAUAUGAAGGGGAAGUCAACAGAAAACAAUAAUAUAAAAAGCAUCAUUAAAAACGCAGAUCGAAAUCAGAAUAAAAUUUUGACACCAAAUCGUCAGGAUAAAAAUUCUAAUCUAUCAGAAAAAACAAUACUGCAACCCUUAACACAAGAACAGUAUUUAAGUAACCAACAAGAACUCAAUUACAAGUCAAAAUAUGAUUUAAAUCAAGCAUCAACAGACGUUCGUCAAUGCGUUCAAAGUAUUUCUGAUAUUUUUCCACGAGCCUUAGAGUCGCCAAAUUUUAGUUUAGAAUCUGUAAAUAUUCAAAAUAUAUUGUAUUUACAAAGCCAACCUAUGACUGAAACUGAAACCACUCAAAUGCAAAACUCUCCACUAGAAUAUAUUUCAAAAAAACAGCAAAAGGAAGUGCUUGAAUUGCCAGGAAGUACAAAGCCACUUAUAUUUAAAAAAGGUAGUCUUGCGUAUAGUUCUGAGCAUCAACAAAACCAUAUGGCAUCAACAACUACAUCAACAUCUACUUCCUCAAGUGGCAAAUCCCAAGUUCGGGUAUGUAUAAAUCGUCUUAAUGUUAAAGAUACUCGCCUUAUGCAACAAAGUAUUAAAAAGUUUGUACAAAAGUCACCGGCAUUGGCUAGAAGUAUGGGGUUACUACAAGAAUCGUCUCAGCUACAACACGAAAAAAUGAGUACAGUUACGGAGGAAUCAGUAAAAGAGAGUGGUGCCGUCAGUACAACUAAUAUACUCAACAUUCCAAUUGACACAUUUUCUACUAUAAAAGCAGAUGAAAAACGAUUUUCUGCAAAACGAAAACUUGCCAUAUCUAUUGGUGACAUUCCCCCGGAACAAAUAUUCUCUAAGCCUAAAAUGCGACGGGUUGAAAGAAUAACUCCCAUGUCGAGCACAAAAUGUUUGAAAGAUGAAAUCACUCGGUCGCAAACAUAUCAACAAUUUAUGCGUAAUAUGGAUCAAAUAAUUGAAAUUUUAGACGAUAGUGAAUCUCCCAACUUUGACUCAGAAGACGUCGACGAAAGUAUUGAGUGCAUUUCACCAAAACUUCUUAAUACAAUGAGUACUGAUGUUGCCAAGUUAAAAGCUAAGCAUGGUUUAGACUCUAUACCGAAAAAUAAAUUAACUCUUCUUAUAAAUUAUGCAAUGCGAAACGUUUAUUUAGCCAGGAACUAUUUUGCUGGACCGGAGGACGAAGAGGAAAUUGUAGAUGAUGAAGUUAUUGAGAAAAUACUUAACGCCAUGGAUGCCUGCUUGCUUAUAUGUAACAUUUAUUCUACAGUUAGCGACUUAAAAUUUUUGCAAGAGGAUAAUAUAUCACACAUCAUAAAAUUUACACAAUUUCAACUACGUGAAACAAUAUUUCCUCUCAAUGACCCGGUUUACACUGUAAAAAGUAUGAAAAAAACCAAUAACCGUAAAAAAAUUAAGUCACAUCAAGCUCACAAUAGAAGUCUUCAGCUAUUUUACUCAAAAACUGUAGAGCUUUUAAAGGUGUUUGUAGCACUUUUUGACAAAUGUGUCUUUGUUGAUACAAUAGUUCUACCAUUGUCAACGUUAGCUAUUGAGCCAUUUUUCGUUGACAACAUUGAAACGCUGCAAUUUGUAUGCUUGGAACUCGUAACUACAAUAUUUCGAAAGGACAGAUACGAUAAAAUUAGAAACAGUAUUUUAGGAGACAUUUUGACAUCAAUUGAUCGCUUACCUUCAUCAAAAAAAAACCUUCGCCCAUAUAAACUUACAAAUAAUGGAGGAAAUAUUCAAAUGGUUACGGCACUUGUUCUACAACUUAUUCAGUGUGCUACAAUUUUACCAGACUCACUUUGUGAUAACGGAAAAUUAAGUAAUAAGUCUCAAGAGUGUGCUGCUAUUGACGAAAAUACUACAGGCGGAGAUAAAAAACCAUUAAAACCAAAUCAGGAUAUAUUGGUUUUACAAAAGUAUGAUGUAGCUGUCAGUAUUGGUGGAAACUUCUUAACCACUUUUUUAAACAAAUGCAAGUCACGGUCCAAUGAAACUGAUUUUCGGCCUCUUUUUGAAAAUUUUAUUCAUGAUCUACUGGCCACUGUUAACAAGCCUGAAUGGCCCGCAUCUGAAUUGUUACUUUCCCUUUUGGGAACAAUGCUGGUCCGAUAUGUGUCUGAUAAAGGUAUAGAACAAAGUAUUCGCUUAGUUUCAUUGGAUUACCUUGGCAUAGUAGCUGCACGAUUGCGUAAGGACACUGUUGAGUCUCGAUGUAAGGUUAACAUAAUUGAUUCAAUGAUAAUGUCCAUAAAAGUAGAACAAGAAAAGGAGGGCGACUUUACAGAGAAGAGUGAUCAAUUUGAAUUCCAUCCCGAGGAGCGGAGAACAGAGUUUCUACAAAAAAUACUUCUCGAUUUUCUAGCUGUAAACGCUCAAGAAGAAAAUUUAAUCUGGGACUAUGCUCGGCAUUUUUAUUUGGCACAGUGGUAUCGGGACGUAAUUUAUCAAAGACGUCGAAUAAAGGAUGGUAAAAAAAGUUUGGCUGUGAGGAAGUCUAAAAGUCGAACUAAGCACAGGACUGAUGGUGAAUAUUUGGAUACAUCUGAUUCUGGAUCGUGUGAAGAAAUUGAUACUGAAGAUAUAAAAAAAAUUGGAAAUCCCUACAUUGACAAUACUGAUUUUGAGCUAAAUAUUGAAGUAUUUAAUGCCUUAGAGGAAAGAAAGCAAUAUUUAAUUAACAAAAUUAAGCCAUUUUCCGUUUCUGGCGAACAAAACCACUCAUCCAAUCAGCACAUAAAAACAUACAUAGAUUAUAAUAAUGCACAGCUCAUAGCGCAGUAUCUAGCUACUAAACGGCCUUUCAGUCAAUCAUUCGAUGGAUGCUUAAAAAAAAUUAUUUUAGUCGUUAAUGAACCCUCAAUAGCAGUACGGACUCGCGCAAUGAAAUGCCUUGCAAACAUUGUGGAAGUUGACCCGUUGGUACUGAAACGGAAAGACAUGCAAAUGGGAGUAAAUCAGAAAUUCCUAGAUACAGCUAUUUCAGUACGAGAAGCUGCGGUCGAUUUGGUGGGAAAGUUUGUUCUCAGCAAUCAAGAAUUAAUCGAUCAGUAUUACGACAUGCUGUCUACUCGAAUUUUGGACACUGGAGUUUCCGUUCGAAAAAGAGUCAUUAAAAUUUUACGUGAUAUUUGUAUAGAAUAUCCGAAUUUUGAAAAAAUUCCCGAAAUUUGUGUUAAAAUGAUACGACGUGUAAAUGAUGAAGACGGCAUACAAAAACUGGUUACUGAAGUUUUUAUGAAAAUGUGGUUCACACCAUGUAUAAAAAAUGACAAACUCGGCAUACAAAGGAAGAUUAAUCAAAUAAUUGACGUGGUAAAUACUGCACAUGAUACUGGAACCACUUGGCUAGAAGGACUUCUUAUGAGUAUUUUCAAACCAAGAGAUAAUAUGUUAAAGUCUGAUGGAUGCGUACAAGAACCUAUAAAAAAAAAUACGGAGCCCCCACUGGAUAUUGUGAUAGCUUGUCAACAAUUAGCUGACGGAUUAGUUGACAGACUAAUUGAACUAGAAGACACAGAUAAUGCUCGAAUGUUGGGUUGUAUUACUACACUUCAUUUGCUAGCUAAAGUGCGGCCUCAACUGCUGGUUAGGCAUGCCAUGACAAUAGAGCCAUAUCUCAAUAUAAAAUGUCAUUCUGCCACAGCUGCGAAAUUUAUAUGUGCUGUUGCGGAUAUUCUUGAAAAAGUGGUUCCGCUGGUUAACAAUGCAAGUGAAUCUUUUUUGGCAACAUUGGAAGAGCAUUUAAUGUUAUUGGUUGUUUCACGGAACCAAGCCGAAGUCACUAGUUGUGUUUCUUGCCUAGGAACACUUGUAAAUAAGAUCACACAUAACUUCAAACUCAUCCGCGACUGUUUUCAAAAGUUUUAUCGAGUUCUUGAUGUUUCUCGAAAUCGUGUUAUACAAAGAAACUACAGUGUAGAUAAUAUUUACACUCCCAGCUUUCGGAGAAGUCUGUUUACGAUCGGAAUACUAAUGCGCUACUUUGACUUUAAGUCUCCUAUUGCAUUGGGGGAGACAAAUGGUGGACUUCCUCUCUCGAUAUGUGAUGAUGUAUUCGAUUGUUUGAUUUUCUUCUCCACUUGCGCCAACCAAGAAAUUAGAAAGCAAGCACUUAUUUCGCUUGGAUCCUUCUGUGUUUUAAACGAUGACUAUCUUACUAGAUCCGAGCUAAAAAGUUUGUAUUGUGAUAUACUAAGUUCAGUCGCAAACGAUGCUGGUUUUAAAAUAAUCUGCAUGCGUAAUAUUUGGAUUUAUUUAACGGAAUCUGAAAUGUUUAUGCAUAAUAAGGAAAAAGAAUGUAAGUAUGUUUUACACAGACGGUUAUUAAUCCUUUCGAUCCCAGGUUGCUUCUGAGCAAAUUGAUCAAUU